Molecule: messenger RNA, 2268 nt
Organism: Chinchilla lanigera (long-tailed chinchilla)
Lineage: Eukaryota; Metazoa; Chordata; Mammalia; Rodentia; Chinchillidae
Gene: Tmem52b
Product: transmembrane protein 52B
Exons: 6
Coding region: 390-956 (188 amino acids)
Source: RefSeq, a predicted model, not a curated record
UUUGGCUGCUGCUCAGUUCUACCUCAGUGGUUAAGAAUAAAUGACCCAGAACCGGGAGAGUUGAUUAUCAACAUAGUAAGGGGAGAGUUUCAAAGAGCAAGAAGGGGGAGUGUUAAUCACAUGCAUAAUGGGUGAAAGGAGAUUGGCAGCGUGACUUUCAACCUUCAGCAGUCACCCUGGCGCCCUGUGAUAAAGGACCAAGAAGCAUUUGCUGCUUUCUGGUGAAGACAAGAAUGUAUCUGGUCAUCACCAAGCUGCCUUUGACCCUCCUCAAAGCCAGGCUUCUCAUCAAUGAUUAGAAAACCAUUUAACUUAAAGGGCCAAAUUCUAGAUCAAGAAGUGAAGCUGCCGCAGAGGAUGGAGAAGAGGCAGCGGAUACCCAGUGCGUGAUGCGGGAGCAGAUGUUCAGCCCGAUGGGAGUCCCUGCCCGGGUCCUGCCGGCCUCUGUUCUGGCCUGUUUCAUCCAGCUUCCUGGAGCACGCAGUGAGGAGAAUUGUGUCAAUCCUGAAAACUGCAUGACCACUGACUGGGUACAUCUGUGGUAUAUAUGGUUACUGGUGGUAGUUGGUGUCCUGAUUCUGCUCUGUGGCCUGACUUCAGUGUGCUUCCGCUGCUGUCUGAUUCGUCAGCAAAAUGGGGAAGAUGACGGUCAGCCACCCUACGAAGUGACUGUCAUUGCUUUUGACCAUGACACCCUCCAGAACACUAUCACUUCCCUGCAGUCAGUGUUUGGCUCUGCAGCUCGGAGAAUUCUGGCUGUAUCCCCCUCCCCCAGCUCCCGGGGCCAGCUGCCCUCCUCGUUGGACACCCUCCCAGGCUAUGAGGAAGCUCUUCACAUGAGUCGCUUCACAGUGGCGAGGUGUGGACAGAAAGCACCUGAGUUACCCCCGGUGCCUGAGGAAAGGCAGCUACCUCCGGUGGAGAAGGAAUCCAGAGCAGAGCACCCCUCACUAUGAUGGGGAUUUUGAUUUGUAUGUGGAGACCCAGGUUUCCUCAGAGUCCACAGAAGGUCUGUAGUCCAAGUCUUCAUGCCUGACCACAAAUCUUUUCUGAUAUGCAGUGGUCUCAUCAGGUACUCUAAUUCUUUAAUCAAUGGGCAAAAUUCACUACCAACAAGGCAGGAGAGCAUCAGGUGUCUUGAAUUCCUUCAGUCGUUCAGUGUAUAUAAAAUUCCUUCACCUCGUGAUACUGACGGUUGGUUUUCUCUGUGCCAACUAAGAGACUGUGGCAAGCUUGAGGAACAGGAAAUUGCAAGCACAGCCAUUGUCAUUAAUGCACUGAACCCAGGAACUUCCCUCCUGGAAGAAUAACCAAUUUUACAAUAGAUGAAAUGAUUAUUUUAAAUGUCAUGUAAUACCCAUGUAGUAAUAUAGAAUACAUGGCUGAGAUUGUUGGAGUAGGAUAAACGAAUACAGUCUACUCUGUGUCAGAUAUCGAAUUCUUUCUUUCACUACAGUUCUCCCCGCCAGAAAUGUGAUACUAUUACUUCUUCAGUUCCUCUGCUCUACAAAUACAUAAGCACAUGUUUGCAAGAAUACAUGCGUCCUUUUUAAAUUCUAAAACAAUACACUGCUUAGCUUCUUUCCUCCUUCCUGCUCCUGCCACUUAAAGCCACAGCAUGUCCACAGCAACUCACACCAGUCUCACUGCCACCUUGUGGAGCCACGGUAGAAAAUGCAUUCUGUCCUUUGGACCCAUCUGCCUGUCUUUCUGAUUCUUGAGUACUAAGUGGGCAACUAAGCCUGGCUAAGAUGCUACCCCUGCCACCAUCCUGCUGAACACUGCUGAGCUAGCCACACAACACACUAGCCACUAAAGUACAGUUACUGGAAAACUGAGAAGAGGAAAAAAAUACAUGUCUUCGACAAGUUACUAAAAUCUUUAAAGCAUCGUUUUCUCACCUGUAGAAUAAGGACGAAAGAUACCUCCAAGAUUUGCUGUGAGGAACAAAGAAACUAAGUUAUGACAUAAUUUGUAAAUCACUAUGCACAUGUACUUGCUACCAUUCUUACUGUUGUCACGUAAUAUUCACCUGCCUGCUAUCAUUCUGUUAAGAAUUACAUUCUGGGGGCUGGGGAUUUACGUCAGCAGCACAGAGCCUGCCUGGCAAGCGCAAGGUUGUGAGUUUGAUUCCCAGUACCGGGGGGGGGGGGGGAGAAUUACAUUCUGGUUUGUCAUUUUGCCAGUCUGCUGUGUUAUUGUAAAGUCAUACCUGACAAAGCUUUAAUUUAGUAAUAAACACUUAUUGAGGUAAACAACUAAAAAAAA